AUGGAUUCUCCCACAGUAGAGGAUCUACCGGUUCUCGGCGAUGCUUCCCUCCUGGCAAUCGAUUGGGCUCGAUUGAAAGUAAAUGAUGAGGAUGAACGAAAGAAGCUCCUCGAAGCUGGCGAAAAUCAAGGCUUCUUUUAUCUUGAUCUUAGCUCUGAUGAUGGCUUCCUCCAAGACUGGAAUGCCGUCUUAGACUUGAUGGAACAGUACUUCCACCUCGAUGUCGAUCAAAAGAUGAAGGAUCACCGCAUGAGUGAUACACAUGGAUAUGAGCCUGUUGCUACAUCGUCUGGUGCCGUGAAAGGUCGGCCAGAUUAUUACGAGUCUCUCAAGGCAUCGAAAGAUGAACUUAGCUCGAGAAGCAGCUCACUCGCGCCGGUUAUUGCGGAAAAUCAUGAGCUAAUAUCCCGCUUCUGUGGCACCGCGCAUGAGGUUGUCAUGACCAUUCUGAGUAGCUUUGGCAGCGCCCUAUUUCCGGAUGGAAACUCGAACUUUGAACUUUUCCACUCCGAAAACAAAGAGUCCCUCACCACUUUGUCCUUGUUCCGCUAUCCAAAACAAGAGACUGCGGAUGUUGGUGUAGGGCACGGCAAGCACACCGAUCUUGGCACAUUGACUUUUCUCUUGUGUCAUCAAUGGGGCUUACAGGUGCUUGCCAGGAAUCCAGGCGGAUGGAGAUUCGUGGCACCUAAGAAGAACCACGCUAUCAUCAAUGUCGGUGACACGUUGCGCUUCCUUUCUGGAAACCGUCUAUGCUCUGCGGUCCACAGAGUAGUGCCAACACAGGAGCUUCAGCAUGAAGACCGCUAUAGUAUUGCCUACUUCUUGCGGGCUGAGAAUGGCGUCGUCUUCAAGGACAGUGUUGGACGCAUGACCACCGCCAAAUCAUGGCACGAUGAGAAGUUUGAAGUUUUCAGGGCUCCACACGAAGAGCAAGAGAAAGCCCCGAUCCUGACCGGUGGAAUGGAGCGCGGCGAGAGUCUUGUCCCAGUCUGA
Penicillium canariense is the source of this 996-nucleotide messenger RNA. RefSeq names its product 2OG-Fe(II) oxygenase family oxidoreductase. The record is from RefSeq and is a predicted model, not a curated record. The coding region runs from base 1 to 996 and encodes 331 amino acids. Gene Ontology annotation, molecular function: dioxygenase activity. The transcript is spliced from 3 exons. Lineage: Eukaryota; Fungi; Ascomycota; Eurotiomycetes; Eurotiales; Aspergillaceae.